UGAAGGUAACAUGAAGGAAUAUGUGUUCCUACUGUUCUUGGCUUUGUGCUCUGCCAAACCCUUCUUUAGCCCUUCGCAUAUGGCAUUAAAGAACAUGAUGCUGAAGGAUAUGGAAGAUUUAGAUUCAGAUGAUGAUGACGACGACAAUGAUAAUUCUCUUUUUCCAACAAGAACUCCAACUUAUCCCUUUUUUCCAUUUGAUAUGUUUCCCACAUGUCCCUUCGGAUGUCAGUGCUACUCAAGAGUUGUUCACUGUUCUGAUCUAGGUUUGACCUCAGUCCCAAGUAAUAUUCCAUUUGACACUCGAAUGAUAGACCUUCAAAACAAUAAAAUCAAGGAAAUAAAAGAAAAUGAUUUUAAAGGACUCACUUCACUUUAUGGUCUGAUUCUAAACAACAACAAGCUAAUUAAGAUUCAUCCGAAAGCCUUUCUAACCACAAAGAAGCUCCGAAGGCUAUAUUUGUCUCAUAAUCAGCUAACUGAAAUACCACUUAAUCUUCCCAAGUCCUUAGCAGAACUCAGAAUUCAUGAUAAUAAAGUUAAGAAAAUACAAAAGGACACAUUCAAAGGAAUGAAUGCAUUACAUGUACUGGAAAUGAGUGCAAAUCCUCUUGAUAAUAACGGUAUAGAACCAGGAGCAUUUGAAGGAGUAACAGUAUUCCAUAUCAGAAUUGCAGAAGCAAAACUAACAUCAGUUCCUAAAGGACUACCAUCAACUUUACUGGAGCUUCAUUUAGAUGAUAAUAAAAUUGCAAAUGUGGAACUGGAAGAUUUUAAACGAUAUAAAGAUCUGCAAAGGUUGGGUCUAGGAAACAACAGAAUCACAGAUAUUGAAAAUGGAAGUUUUUCUAAUAUUCCACGCAUAAGAGAAAUCCAUUUGGAAAAGAAUAAACUUAAAAAAAUUCCUUCAGGAUUACAUGAGUUGAAAUAUCUCCAGAUAAUCUUCCUUCAUUCUAAUUCAAUUACAAAAGUGGGAGUGAAUGACUUCUGCCCAACAGUGCCAAAGAUGAAGAAAUCAUUAUACAGUGCAAUAAGCUUAUUCAACAACCCAAUGAAGUACUGGGAAGUACAACCAGCAACAUUCCGUUGUGUUUUGAACAGAAUGAGUGUUCAACUUGGGAACUUCAGAAAGUAAUAACUAGUAAUUAGUAAUGUUCAUUU
Molecule: messenger RNA, 1161 nt
Organism: Chrysochloris asiatica (Cape golden mole)
Lineage: Eukaryota; Metazoa; Chordata; Mammalia; Afrosoricida; Chrysochloridae
Gene: ASPN
Product: asporin
Exons: 7
Coding region: 11-1135 (374 amino acids)
Molecular function (GO): protein binding
Source: RefSeq, a predicted model, not a curated record